Messenger RNA from Phytophthora sojae, 273 nucleotides. RefSeq lists its product as hypothetical. The transcript has a single exon. The record is from RefSeq and is a predicted model, not a curated record. The annotation marks the transcript as partial. Lineage: Eukaryota; Oomycota; Peronosporomycetes; Peronosporales; Peronosporaceae.
CGGCUACAAUGCAACAGCGCGAUCUGCAGUGACUUUGGAAAGUGCGCUGUCAUAUACAAGGUGCUUCAAUGCACUGGUUUCGACAAAUGGCUGAUCAUGGGGAAUAGUGAAUCUCAUUCGAGGGGUGCUCUUCCGUGCACCACCGUUCUCCCUGUCCGUCUGACGAAGAAAAUGAAGACGUUCAUUAGCGAGCAAGACGAAAUCGGCAACCCUCCGCGUCUGAUCUUGGUAAACCAGAAGAAACAUUCUUCGAUUCCGGCUCCAAGGCGUGGU